CAAGAGUCUUACGGCCUGAGGGAAGAAGCUGUUACAGAACCUGGAGGUUCUGCUACGGAGGCUGUGGAACCUCUUUCUAGAGUCCAGCAGUGAAAACAGUCCUUGGUGGGGUGUGGGUGGCACUGGGAGCAUGUGGGUAAAGUGUCUUGCCCAAGGACACAACGGCAGUGACUAGGAUGGCGGGGAUCGAACCUGGAACCCUCAAGUUGCUGGCACGGCCACUCUACCCACCGAGCUAUACCGCGAGAAGGCUCUGUCCCCUCUGAGCUUGCGCUUUGAUUUGGGUACCUCCAGGAGCAGCCGAUCAGCUGACCCGAGGGCCCGGGUGGGGGCAUAGAGGUGGAGCAGCUCAGAGAGAACUCUGUUCCAUUUGGCUUGUUGGGCAGGGGAGGAACUAUUGGGAGGUUCUUCCUCACAACUUUUCAUCCAGUCGGCGUUUGAGCCACAGACCAAGAAGUUUGCUGAUGAAUCAACACACAACUGAGGUAGAAUGGAUCAGACCAAUUAUCCACACUCUGGAGACGAUGACGACGUUGAUGAGCCGUUCCUCCUUUUUGGUGCGUUGCUGACCAAGGUCAGAGAUGCGAUUGACUCUGCAAUCACCCACUCGCUCCAGAGAGCCGUGCAGGGUGUGGUGGUGUUCUCCGCGGUGGUGCUGCUCCUCUGGACCGCCGCAUUUUUGUACGGCAGCUUCUACUACUCUUACAUGCCACUGGCGGCCUAUUCCACACCUGUGCACUACUACUACAGGACAGACUGUGACUCCCCAAGCUCCUUUGCGUGCUCGUAUCCCUUGGCCAACGUCUCCCUGAUGAGGAACAACAAACCUGUGUUGACAUUUGGCCAGGCCUACCGCAUCCUCCUGCAGCUGGAGAUGCCUGACUCCCACACCAACCAUGACAUCGGCAUGUUCAUGAUCAGGACCACCUGCUUCUCUCGGGGGGGCGGCCAGGUGGCGUCGUCUGCUCGCUCGGCAAGACAGCUGUUGCCUACCUCCAGCUCUCGCUUUAGUAUGCUGCGCUACCAGUCUGACCUCCUGAGGACCAUCUCCACGCUGCUCUUCUUGCCAGCCUUCUUGAGCGGCGUCGUUGAGCAGAAACAAGUGUUAGAGGUGGAACUCUUCGCAGAAUACACUGAAGACCCUUAUUCCCCCUCAGUCAGAGCCGUCAUUGAGAUUCUGUCCAACAAGGCGCAGAUCUACUCCUCACAGCUCUACAUUCAUGCUUACUUCACUGGUAUAAGGUACUUGCUGUUCAACUACCCAGUCCUCUCUGCCCUGCUGGGUGUGGCGAGUAACUUCGUCUUCCUCAGUGUCCUCCUAGUGUUCAGCUACAUGAGGCUGCUUUUAGGUGUGGAAAGGAGACCAGAACAGGCCCAAGUCAACCAAGCAGUCACGGUGACGUCAAACAGCACCCGCCACGGUGAGAAUGACAAUAGUUCAGGCGUUGCAGAGCUACCGGCAGGACAAGCAGCUGGAGGACCGCCAGCAGCACAACAAAUUAGCUAAAGCCUGUGGCCAUUUAUUAUUGUGGCCAAUGAUUUUUUUGGUAGGAAUUCAAGAUCUCUCUCUCUCUCUAUAUAUAUAUAUAUAUAUAUAUAUAUAUAUACACACUACCGUUCAAAAGUUUGGGGUCACCCAAACAAUUUUGUGGAAUAGCCUUCAUUUCUACGAACAAGAAUAGACUGUCGAGUUUCAGAUGAAAGUUCUCUUUUUCUGGCCAUUUUGAGCGUUUAAUUGACCCCACAAAUGUGAUGCUCCAGAAACUCAAUCUGCUCAAAGGAAGGUCCGUUUUGUAGCUUCUGCAACGAGCUAAACUGUUUUCAGAUGUGUGAACAUGAUUGCACAAGGGUUUUCUAAUCAUCAAUUAGCCUUCUGAGCCAAUGAGCAAACACAUUGUACCAUUAGAACACUGGAGUGAUAGUUGCUGGAAAUGGGCCUCUAUACACCUAUGUAGAUAUUGCACCAAAAACCAGACAUUUGCAGCUAGAAUAGUCAUUUACCACAUUAGCAAUGUAUAGAGUGUAUUUCUUUAAAGUUAAGACUAGUUUAAAGUUAUCUUCAUUGAAAAGUACAGUGCUUUUCCUUCAAAAAUAAGGACAUUUCAUUGUGACCCCAUACUUUUGA
Messenger RNA from Entelurus aequoreus (snake pipefish), 2125 nucleotides. Its product is annotated as seipin-like. Gene Ontology annotation, cellular component: endoplasmic reticulum membrane. The record is from RefSeq and is a predicted model, not a curated record. NCBI's taxonomy places the organism in Eukaryota, Metazoa, Chordata, Actinopteri, Syngnathiformes, Syngnathidae. The transcript is spliced from 12 exons. Bases 491 to 1507 code for a protein of 338 amino acids. Gene Ontology annotation, biological process: lipid droplet organization; lipid storage.